Drechmeria coniospora is the source of this 621-nucleotide messenger RNA. RefSeq lists its product as uncharacterized. The coding region runs from base 1 to 621 and encodes 206 amino acids. Gene Ontology annotation, molecular function: nucleic acid binding. The record is from RefSeq and is a predicted model, not a curated record. NCBI's taxonomy places the organism in Eukaryota, Fungi, Ascomycota, Sordariomycetes, Hypocreales, Ophiocordycipitaceae. The transcript has a single exon.
AUGUCCGCGGCCACCGUGACCAGCAAGGGCGCAAGGAAGCGUAAGCUGCCAACCGAAACACCGCAGACGCCGUCGAGCCCCGCGAACGCGCACCCGCAAGGACAGCAGCGAAAACUACCAAAGCUGAUUGGGCCGCACGAGUCCAUCACGGCCGAGCUCCAACUCAAGCAUGAUGUCCUCGUCGCCUCCGUCAUCUCGUCGACCAAGAUACGAAAACGAAUCACGCAGAUUGCGGCCCACCUCGGGGAAUCGGCUGGCAAGCCGCGCGUCGUGUUGCUGCACGCGCGGACGGCCGAAGUCUGCAAGAUGAUCACCAUCGUAGAACACUGCAAGAGAGCGCUGAAAGAAAAAGGCAAAGCUUGGUACCAAUACAAUCAACUUUUCGACGUACCAGACGAACCCAGGAAGAAGAGGGACGUGGUAGAGGAAACGGUUCUCGACAAAGAGGACGAACCCUCCGAUGACGACGACUUCGAAGCGAUGCAGAGCCGAUUCGAGAACGCGUUGCUGCCGCCUGCUUCGGAUCGGACCGUCAAGUCGAUGAGGAUCUUUCUAUCCCCGCAGCUGGUCCCGGAGUUGCGGUCGAAAGAUGACGUGACGGAGCAAACAAGCGAGACAUAA